AUGGCUGUCCCAGGCUCUUUUCCUUCCCCAAACCCCCUGAACAAAUCCCACAACAACCCCUAUUUUUCUCGUCGUCGUCGUCGCCGACGAAAUAGUACCAGUCCGGUGACCUGGGGAGUGAUUCAGGGCCGCAAGGAGCGGCUUGUCUCCCGCGUCAUCAUCUCCGACUACCUCAAGUCCAUCGGCGUCGUCCCCGACGAGCUCGAGACCCUCGAGCUCCCCUCCUCCGUCGAGGUCAUGCGCGAGCGCGUCGACUUCCUCCAACGCCUCGGCCUCUCCGUCGACGACUUCAACUCCUACCCCCUCUUGCUCGCCUGCAGCGUCCGCAAGAACAUGAUCCCCGUCCUCUCCUACCUCGAGAAGCUCGGCAUCCCCCGCCCCCGCCUCGCCGACUUCCUCCGCUGCCCCCAGGUCCUCCACGCCAGCGUCAUCGUCGAGCUCGCCCCUGUCGUCAAGUUCCUCCGCGGCCUCGACGUCGAGCGCUCCGACAUCCCCUUCGUCCUCCAGCGCUACCCCGACCUCCUUUUCAAGCCCGAGGGCACCAUGAGCACCUCCGUCGCCUAUCUCGUAAGUGUCGGCGUCGCCCCCGACAUCGGCCCCAUGGUCACCCAGUUCCCCUUCUUCCUCGGCAUGCGCGUUGGAACCGCCAUCAAGCCCCUCCUCGACUUCCUCCUCUCCCUCGGCCUCCCCAGGCAAAUCCUUGCCCGCAUGCUCGAGAAGCGCCCCUACCUCGGCUACGACCUCCACGAGACCGUAAAGCCCAACGUCGACGCCCUCCUCGCCUUCGGAGUCCGCCGGGAGGCCCUCCCCUCGGUGAUCGCGCAGCACCCCCAGAUUCUUGGUCUGCCGCUCAAGGCGAAGCUCUCGGCUCAGCAGUACUUCCUCAACCUCAAGCUCGGGAUCGACCCCGACGGCUUCGCCCGGGCCCUCGAGAGGAUGCCCCAGAUCGUCAGCCUCAGCCAGAGUGUCAUCCUGAAGCCCGUGGAGUUCCUCCGCGGCCGGGGAUCCCCGGAGGACGUGGCGAGGAUGGUCGUCAGGUGCCCCCAGCUGCUCGUGCUCCGGGUCGAGCUCAUGAAGAACGCCUAUUACUUCUUUAAGAGCGAGAUGAAGCGGCCCUUGCAGGAGCUGUUGGAGUUCCCCGAGUACUUCACAUAUAGUUUGGAAUCGAGGAUCAAACCAAGGUACCAAAGGAUAGCGAGCAGGGGGAUCAGGUGCACUCUAGACUGGUUCUUGAAUUGCAGUGACCAGAGAUUCGAAGAGAGAAUGCGAGGGGAUUACAUCGAACCAGAGAGCCCUUCUUUUGUCAUGGGUGGGAAGUUGGAUAUGCCGGGGAGGGAGUUGGUAUCCGAGAAAGAGGAGGAUGAGAGUGAUGAUGAAAUGCUCUACAGGCGGACUGUUUCACUUUAGUAAAUCAGUUGGAAUACCUUGUAACUUUAAAGCAUCAUCUUCACAGAUUGGUAGUCAACCUAACAUCGGCCUGCCAUCCUUUUCAUCCAGGCUUUGUCGACUAACACCAGCUAUGGUAUUUGCGCCCGUAAGCCCGCUGGUUUCUACGAUGCUUGGCAUGAUCUGAUUGGUUAUAAUACUAGUUGGUUGCACUUUGUGCUGCAUCAUACACAAAGAGCUCCCAAGAACUAGUGCAAUGUAGACAUAGAUCAGCAUUGCAGUAUUCUCAUAAGGUUGUUCAUCUUGUGAUGCAGGAGCCGCUGAAACCAUCCAGUAAUUGCUACCAAUCUGGAGGAUUUGAAAAAGAAUUUGGGCCAGCAAUAUUAGUGGCACAAGAGCUCCUUUGUAUGCUAUAGUAAUGUAUCUCCAGUAGACCCAAAACCCAACUUUGCCUUUCUCACUCUCUUCUUCCUGAACUAGUUGUACCUUUUGACUACCUACGUCUGGUUACCAUUCUGUCCAAUCUUUUCUGCUGUACUCUAUGAGGAGCCUGUGUGCUGCUUUCUUUGUCAAAGAACCACCUUCCAUGGCGCUGCCGAAGCAUUCUAAAGAGCACCAACCAAUUCCAUAAACUCAGUUCCUGAGUUUAGUAUAUCACUGUAUUUGGCCCCUUGUGUAAUUUCUCCAUAUUUCAUAACGUACAAAAAAACAGAAAAACUUUUGUCUAGCAGACUGCUGCAGUGCAAUGCAGAGAUAAUGUGUUAUCAAAGCAUGAGGAGAAAACAAAAAUAGUAUCACUCACCAGGAUAAGAUCAGCAGAAGGUGGAAAUUCCACCUGAUGUGUGACAUAAACAGUUGUUUUGGAAGCUAAAAACCCAAGCAAAACUCCUGCAAUAUAAAGGUUAAUUACUUGCUUA
This is a messenger RNA of Phoenix dactylifera (date palm), 2303 nucleotides long. Its product is annotated as Mitochondrial transcription termination factor family protein. Lineage: Eukaryota; Viridiplantae; Streptophyta; Magnoliopsida; Arecales; Arecaceae. Gene Ontology annotation, molecular function: double-stranded DNA binding. The record is from RefSeq and is a predicted model, not a curated record. Gene Ontology annotation, biological process: developmental process; regulation of DNA-templated transcription.